AUGUCACUGGUACAGACGAACGCUUGGGCCAAGUCUAGACGAAAUCCCCUACAAAGUCACAGCUAUCUUCCUAUCUCUUUUCAUAUGAAUCUUUCUCUAUAUACUCGAAGCUUUCUACGGAAAACGAUAUCUGGAAGGUCAACAAGUCAAAUGAGUCUUCUUACACCAAUCGCCCGGGAGUUUCGAACGUUAGCACAAUGUCCACAACUUGCCAUUGCUGAAGCAGAGGACGAUAUCGAUAUUAGAACUAAAUAUCGUCCUUUCUUGCUAGAUCCUGAAACGGAAGCUACAGAUUGGAUUUCUCAGUUGGAGUUGAACUCUGUAGUUACCCAAGUGGAAGAAAACUUAGUGAAGACUAGCUCUAGACUAAAAGUCUUAGUUCUCUAUGGAAGUUUGCGGCAACGAUCCUAUUCGAAAUUAAUGGCUUUUGAAGCUUCCCGAAUUCUCCACCGUCUCGGCUGCGAUGUUCGAAUGUUCAACCCAAAAGAUCUUCCCAUUCGAGACUCAGUCGAUGCCUCUCAUCCCUCAGUCCAAGAACUCCGAGAACUUUCCCUUUGGUCCGAUGGCCAUAUUUGGUGUUCCCCCGAACAACAUGGAAAUCUAACUGCUGUUUUCAAGAACCAAAUUGAUUGGAUCCCACUUGCCACCGGCUCGGUUCGUCCAACUCAAGGCCGCACGUUAUCGGUAAUCCAAGUUAAUGGCGGCUCUCAAAGCUUCAACGCAGUCAAUAGUCUUAGGAUUUUGGGGAGAUGGAUGAGAAUGUUCACAUGUCCUAAUCAGAGUAGUUUGCCGAUGGCGUGGAAACAAUUCGAAGACGAGGGGGGCGAUGGCAGUGGAAAGGCGAGAUUACUGCCAAGUGGAAAUAGAGAGAGGUUGGUUGAUUGUAUGGAGGAGUUUGUUAGAUAUACGAUUAUCAUGAGGCCUCACUUUGAGAUUUUCGGGGAUAGAUUCAGUGAGAGAAAGGAGAGAGCAGAGAAGGAGAGGAAGAAAAAUGAAGUUCCUGUAGAUAAGAUUUGAGAUGUAGAUUUCGCUUCAGUACAACAAUUAUAGAAUGAGCUUUGGGUUUUUCCUUGCGUCAAUAAUUUUUAUCGUCUCACUCUCUCCAAGCCAAGCCCGCUAUUCUACGCCAGC
This is a messenger RNA of Botrytis byssoidea, 1131 nucleotides long. RefSeq lists its product as uncharacterized. NCBI's taxonomy places the organism in Eukaryota, Fungi, Ascomycota, Leotiomycetes, Helotiales, Sclerotiniaceae. Bases 1 to 1017 code for a protein of 338 amino acids. The record is from RefSeq and is a predicted model, not a curated record. Gene Ontology annotation, molecular function: oxidoreductase activity. The transcript has 3 exons.